Microthlaspi erraticum is the source of this 294-nucleotide messenger RNA. NCBI's taxonomy places the organism in Eukaryota, Viridiplantae, Streptophyta, Magnoliopsida, Brassicales, Brassicaceae. The record is from the annotation of a GenBank genome assembly.
AUGAGUAUGAUUAGUGAUUCAAUGGUCCCGGUUCACUCCGGUUUAGAGAACUUGAGCUCUCCGGUUGUCUCUAAGAUUUGUGCAUGGGGAGUAAUGUUGGGGCUCCUUGCGGUUUCAUUGAUCGCCAUGGCUUAUGCUUGCUAUUACACGCAAAACGUUUCGACUACAAGUACUGGAGAGCAAAGAAGGACGGAAGUGAUGAAGCCACUAGACAUGGAACCGAAGAUUGUUGUCAUAAUGGCCGGUAAUGAAAACCCUACCUUCUUUGCCAAGCCAAGCAAGAUCCAUGCAUGA